Molecule: messenger RNA, 585 nt
Organism: Pisolithus orientalis
Lineage: Eukaryota; Fungi; Basidiomycota; Agaricomycetes; Boletales; Pisolithaceae
Exons: 1
Source: RefSeq, a predicted model, not a curated record
AGAAUGCAAAUAGCUGACUUCACUGUUGGAUGCCCACCCCCCAGUGUCCUAGUCAACAGACCUUCCCAAUACACCACCAACAGGCUUGCCUCAUGUGACUAUGUUGAGCUAUGGUACUUCUCCCCCAAAGGGUGCAAUGAUGUGGCAAAACACUCAAGAUCCAAUGCCAAUGACACCUUUGGCAUCUCAAGUGCAAAUGACCUACUCACCCUUAGGCCAGUAGUGUCAGUCAAGGCAUCACAAAACAUGUGCACAGAUCAUGACUUAACCUUCAGUGAAUUUCUACAAGCAAGGGUAUCCUUCCUACACCACAUAAAAAUGGUCCUGUGGCCUGAGAAGGACAUCAAUGCCCUUGCUAUGUUUUUCUGGAAUCUUGAAAGCCACCCCCAGUGCUCCACCAUGAAUGGUGAUGCCAUUGUCCUAAGCUAUGCUUCCCAGAUUGACCAUCAAUGGCACAAUGAGCUGAAAGCAAACAACAGCCACAUAUUCAAUAUCUCAUUUAUCAAUGACACUCUGAUGAACAGCAUAGCCUUCAAAGUGAACAAUGUGGCCCAGAAGUGGCUUGCUCAAAGGUCAGUCAUCUAA